Linum tenue is the source of this 1717-nucleotide messenger RNA. The record is from the annotation of a GenBank genome assembly. NCBI's taxonomy places the organism in Eukaryota, Viridiplantae, Streptophyta, Magnoliopsida, Malpighiales, Linaceae.
AAUAGAUCUAAAAUUAUUGCGGGCAAGUGGCCGCCUGGCCGGUUCAGAUCUGUCUAGGGGUGGGUGGAGAAUGGUUUGACAGCUAAGCUAAGGUCGACUUCGGUGUGGACCCUGCGUUGUUUUCGGUGUCGGAGAGGGAGCCGAUAAGAAUCCUGCUCUCUCCCCCUGCAAUGCAAAGCCCCAUAGACAUAGUAGCAAAAUUCCCAAAAUCAUUGGAUUCUCCUUACCGCAGCUUCCCAAUUUUUUAUUUAUUACUGAAAAUGGCAACACCGACAACUAUCAAUACUCUGGUCAGCCCGGUUGUUCUCUUGCUGAUCCUCCUGUCCGCCCCGGCCGACUAUUCAAACGCGUCGGCGGAGACAGCAGAAGCAGUCGGCGGUGAGACCGGACCAUGCUUCACGUCACUGUUCAGCUUUGGCGACUCCGUAAGCGACACCGGCAACCACAUGCUGCUGGGCAAGUGCCCUCACUGUUGCUCCCUACCAAACGGCGAAACAUACUUCGGUUGCCCGACUGGUCGCUGCUGCAACGGGCGUCUCAUCGUCGACUUCAUUGCUGAGAAAUUGGGGCUCCCUCUGCUGACGCCGUUUCCGGGAGAGCUGAAGAGCAGCAACUUCCGGUUCGGGGCAAACUUGGCGGAGGGAGGCGCGACGGCCCUUGAUUUCCGGUUCCUUGCGGAGAGAGGGAUCUUCAAUACGCACACCAACGUGUCGUUGGGCGAUGAACUCAAACGAUUCAGGAAUUUAUUGCCCACACUCUGUUCCUCACCAUCUGAAUGUAAGAUGUACCUCGGAAAAUCUCUAAUUAUAAUGGGAGAAAUCGGAGGGAUUGAUUACAACAGAGCAUACUUUGAAAAUGUUGCCGUUGAGCAAAUAACAGAGUUAGUACCAUACGUCGUUGCCGAAAUUGGCAACGCAAUCCAGGAGAUGGUCGAAUUAGGGGCAGUAACAAUCCUUGUUCCAGGGAACUUCCCGCUUGGAUGCCAUGCUGGUUACUUGGCCAAAUUCUGGAGCCCUAACAAAGAAGACUAUGAUCCCUUGACCGGUUGCCUUGUUCAAUUCAACAAUUUUGCCCAACACCACAACGAUCUUCUCCAAGAGGAAGUAGUUCGGUUGCAGAAAGUUUAUCCCCAUGCCAACAUCAUGUAUGCAGACUACUAUAACUCAGUCAUGCGCCUCCAUCUACACCCUGACGAAUUUGGGUUCAGUGCUUCGUUGGUAGCGUGCUGUGGAGGGGGAGGGCCGUACAACUACAACGAGUCUCUGCUUUGUGGAGUCCCGGGCACCACAGCUUGCGCUGAUCCGUCGACGUUUAUCAAUUGGGACGAUCAUCAUCUCACGGAGGCAGCCUAUAGGAUUAUUGCCAACGAUGUGUUACAAGGGCCGUUCUCUAUUCCUCGCUUCAAUACAUCUCACUGUCCCGUGACUACCCGAGCGGCAAGUGGGGAGGGAUACUAUUUCGCUUAUUGAAUGGUUAUGGUUAACCUCUUGUAAUAAAAAAAUCAUGUUAGUAUUGACUGAAUCUGUGUUGGCACAAUUUUAGUAAAUUGGAUGUUAGCACCAAGGUUCAAAAGGUGUUCAUACGUUUUUAGUCUAAGCGUGCUACUGUGCUAGGUAUUGGAAGAAAAAUAUCUAUUUGCACGACAUGAUUUAUGAAAUAAAAUUAAGAGCAAAUACCACUAGGAAACCCGAAUUAUCAAAAAAGUGUCACUUGUGUC